AUUUUCUUGUUCUUUAAUUUUCCCAAUCCUCUUUCAUUUGUGUCCCCUUUAUUUAUAUAGAUUUUCCAACUUCCUCUCUUCUUCUUCCCUGUUAUUCUCUCAGGUCCCCCCUUGCUCUUUGGGGUAUGAUGGGUGAUGGUUCUGUGAGCAGACGGGUGGUGGUAACCUUCUACCUAAAUUAUCUCCAUGGAUACCUCCCCUCCCUCUCACAUUUGGAACUCUUCCUUCAAUUUUUCAGGGGGAUCCAUUUCUACCAAUACCCAAUAUGGGGCCCUCUUCCUUAUGCUCCUCAUGGACUUGAUGGCGGUGGCUGGGAAUGUAGCCGUCAUGGGGGUCAUUAUGAAGACCCCAUCCCUCAGGAAGUUUGUGCUGGUAUUCCACCUUUGUGUGGUGGACCUCUUGGCUGCACUGACUCUUAUGCCAAUGGCUAUGCUAUCAGGAGGCGGGGGCACCUCUCUGUAUGAAGGUCCAGGAUUGGGACAGAUGGCCUGUCGUGCCUACCUCUUCCUGAGUGUGUGUUUGACCAGUACAGGCAUACUGUCCAUUUCUGCCAUCAACAUUGAGCGAUACUACUAUGUGGUUCAUCCCAUGAGGUACCAGGUUAAAAUGACUGUGGGAUUGGUCAGCUGGGUUUUAGCUGGAGUCUGGGUAAAAGCAUUGCUGACUUCACUCAUUCCAGUAUUGGGCUGGAGCCCACCAGCCCCCGGACACUGCAGCCUGCAGGGAGGGGGCAACAGUGUCUUCCGUGCAGGAUUCCUCCUUUUCUACUCCUCAUUCUACUUCCUUCUGCCACUCACCAUCAUUAUUGUUGUCUACUGCAGCAUGUUUAAGGUGGCACGGGUGGCUGCCCUCCAUCAACGGCCUCUUCCAACAUGGAUGGACACUUCUCCCCAACGACGUCGAUCAGAGUCCUUAAGCAGCCGUUCUACCAUGGUGACAGGUUCAGGAGCAACUCGUGGAAGCCCUCAGCAACGGGUGGUAGGUGGGGGUGGAGGGAAAGCUGCAGCUGUCCUAGCUGCUGUAGGGGGUCAGUUUAUGUUGUGCUGGUUGCCAUAUUUUGGCUUUCAUUUGUAUGCUGCACUGCGCACCCCUCCACCUCCACCUGGAUCACAAGUUGAGUGGGCAGUUACUUGGAUGGGGUUCCUCUGUUUUGCCUCUAACCCUAUAUUCUAUGGCUGCCUUAACCGGCAGAUUCGGGGGGAGCUGGGCCGCUGGGUGGGGUGCCUUUUCAAAAGGGGAAACUCAGUUGAGGAUGAGCUUCGUCUGCCCAGCAGGGAAGGUUCAAUAGAAGAGAAUUUUUUGCAGUUUUUGCAAGGAACUGGGUGCCCCCAGGAUUCCAGGUCACAGGCCCGUACUACCCCAAAGGGGGAGUGCCCAGCUGUGGACUUUAGAAUCCCAGGGCAGAUAGCAGAGGAAACUGCAGAAUUCUUGGAACAACCACGCAAUCUAACAGCUGUAAACAGGGAUUACACCCAUACUGGCCCAUCCCACAAAUCAUGACCUUUAGCACCUCAUUCCUCUGCUCUUGACAAUCUCCUGGACAGAUGUGUGAAAUAAUGCAGAUCAUCCUUUUUAAAACCCUAUAGAAAAAAAUCUUUGGUUCAAACAAAGCUCUUAACACUUUCUACUUGCACUAGCUUAGUAUAUAUAUAUAUAUAUAUAUAUAUAUAUAUAUAUAAACCUCAGCAAAUUUUAACCACCCUAUCCUAUGUCACAUGGGAAGGUAGCAGAGCAAUAUUC
This is a messenger RNA of Bombina bombina (fire-bellied toad), 1740 nucleotides long. RefSeq names its product G protein-coupled receptor 61 (gene GPR61). The record is from RefSeq and is a predicted model, not a curated record. Lineage: Eukaryota; Metazoa; Chordata; Amphibia; Anura; Bombinatoridae. Gene Ontology annotation, molecular function: G protein-coupled receptor activity. Gene Ontology annotation, biological process: G protein-coupled receptor signaling pathway. Gene Ontology annotation, cellular component: signaling receptor complex; plasma membrane; endosome. The transcript has a single exon. The coding region runs from base 187 to 1500 and encodes 437 amino acids.